Drosophila hydei is the source of this 2961-nucleotide messenger RNA. It is a transcript of the gene br, whose product is annotated as broad-complex core protein isoforms 1/2/3/4/5. Gene Ontology annotation, molecular function: protein binding. The record is from RefSeq and is a predicted model, not a curated record. NCBI's taxonomy places the organism in Eukaryota, Metazoa, Arthropoda, Insecta, Diptera, Drosophilidae. The coding region runs from base 91 to 2130 and encodes 679 amino acids. Gene Ontology annotation, biological process: regulation of transcription by RNA polymerase II. Gene Ontology annotation, cellular component: nucleus. The transcript is spliced from 7 exons.
ACAGCCGCAAUCGAGCUAAAUAACUGUUACACAGCAGCAGCAGCAGCAUCAUCAGUUGAAGAAGAGGAAGAACAAGAAGAACAAAUCAACAUGGACGAAACACAACAUUUCUGUCUGCGAUGGAACAACUAUCAGAGCAGCAUCACAUCGGCAUUCGAGAAUCUUCGCGACGACGAGGACUUUGUCGACGUGACGCUCGCCUGCGAGGGACGCAGCAUAAAAGCGCAUCGCGUCGUCCUCUCUGCAUGCAGCCCCUACUUCCGCGAUCUGCUGAAGAGCACACCCUGCAAACAUCCGGUCAUCCUGCUGCAAGAUGUCAACUUCAUGGAUCUGCACUCGCUGGUGGAGUUCAUAUACCACGGCGAGGUCAAUGUGCAUCAGAAGUCGCUGCAGUCCUUCUUAAAGACCGCCGAAGUGCUGCGCGUCUCGGGCCUAACACAGCAGCAGGCCGAGGACACGCACAGCCACUUGGCACAGAUACAGAAUUUGGCAAAUGCGGGCAUACGCACGCCGCUCAACUCACAUCCACAUCAUGGUUCGUCGUUGCACGAUGAUGGGGCUGCCACAUUGUUUAGCAGCCGCCAGGUCGGUGGCUCGCCGCCGCCUCCACCGCCGCCGCAGCAGCUGCCACAGCAUAUCAAUAACAAUCUGCUGAAGCGCAUGGCCAUGAUGCAUCACACCAGCGGCGUCGUGGACGAGACAACAUCGCACGCCCUCAAGCGUUUGCGUAGCGUCGACAACAACAACGGCCUCUCUGCCAACAGCAACAACAACAGCAGCCCCGAUCUGCAGCUCCAUGCGCGCAGCGCCUCGCCCCAGCUAACGCCGGCCGACUUUAGCACGAUCAAACACCACAACAACAACAAUACGCCGCCGCUCAAGGAAGAGAAGCGCAAUCGGUCCACCGGCAAUGGCAACUCGGGCAACGGCAACAACAACACCAAUGGCAACGGCAACGGCAAUGGAAAUGGCAACGGGAUCUCUAUCAGCGAGAAACUUGGCAGUAUGACACCCUCGCCGCUGACACGGGGCGUCGAGGACGUUAAGUCGGAACCCAUGGAGCUGGUCUGCUCCAACAACAACAAUGCCAACGCCAAUGUCAAUGAUGAGCACAGCAACGAUUCCACAGGCGAACACGAUGCCAAUCGUUCCAGCAGCGGCGACGGCGGCAAAGGCUCCUUGAGCUCUGGCAAUGACGACGAGAUCAACGACAACCUAGCCACCCAUCAUGCCGCACAGCCCUUCAUCAUGUCACCGGCUGAGAGCAAACUGUUUCCAGGUGGAUUCAAUUUUCCGAUUAGCAAUCUCGAUCAUCCAGCCUUGAUUGGUCUCAAUACCCAGCUACAACAAUCUGGUGAACUCGCUGUCUCUCCACAAGGAACGCUCAAUAUAAAACGAUCCGCGGCCAAUUCGCCAACCAGUUCUACCUCAUCGCCGCCGUCGCCGUCCAACGCGUUGACAUCGCCGACCUACUCGCUAAAUGGCAGCUUAGCUGCUGCCGUCUAUCAUCUGCAGACGUCGCCUCCUCGCCCGGGCAGCGGCGGCGGCAACGGCAGCGGCAACGGCGGGGGCAGCAACCUCUGCUCGCCUUCAAAUGCCAACGUGAACAGCAACAGUCAUGGCAAUAAUAUUAGUCCAGCCAAUGUCAAUGCCAGUGCUAACCUCAACAACACAUCCACCUCGCCGCAGUCUGGCAAUGGGGGUGUGGGCGUUGGUGUCGGUGUUGGUGUUGUGCCAGUGCCACCAGUGCCGCUGCGCAUGCCGCCGCCAACCAGUGGCGGGAUUAAUGAGCCGCAGGAGUGCCCCUACUGUCGACGCACAUUCUCCUGCUACUACUCGUUGAAGCGGCACUUUCAAGACAAGCACGAGCAGUCCGACACGCUGUACGUAUGCGAGUUCUGCCACAGGCGAUAUCGCACCAAGAACUCGCUGACAACGCACAAGAGUCUGCAGCACCGUGGCUCGAGCGGCAUGCUGAAGCGCCUGCUGAAGACGUCGGCCAUCAAGCAUGGUCUGGUCGGCGGUCAUCAUGCCCAUCCGCAUCACCAUCAUCACUCGCUCACGCACUCGCGCAGCAGCCUCUUCGACUUCAAGAGCGAGCUGGGCCAGCCCCCACCGGGCAUACAAUAGGAUCUACGUUGGAAUGCAAUUUUUUAGAGAAUUACUGUCUAGAGACCAGCUACAAAUACUUCGCCCUCCCCCACACGCCCAGACACCCAGACGGCCCACACGGGCAUCUGGCCACACGUCUUUCAUAAUUUUAUAGAUAUAUUUGUGACAACGAGCCAAAGGCUCCCCGCAACACACAGGCCACUGUUCGUGCUCACAUUUAGUUAUUAGAGUGACAUCUAUUUUUUUUUUAUCUAUAUAUACAUAUAAAUAUGCAUAUUCUUAGUUGUAUCUGAGUUAGAAGUUAAUUUAAUGUUAUUCAAUUGGUUUUGUAUCUUAAAAUUAUGCUCUCCAACUACUUAGUAGUUGAAGCAACGUGGAUGACAGGCGCAAGCAGGCGCGGAAUGACGUUGCUUCAUGUGCAAUACCUCAAAGCAAACAAAAGGAAAUAAUAAUCAAUAAUCGUUUACGCACGCGCAUCUAAUAUUUGGGUAAAUAAGCUGGCUUAACUAUAAUUUACUUUAAGCACACAUUUGCUUAGCUUAAGAUCUAUUAAUGUGACAAACAACAAACCACAAACAGCAACAGCAAACAACAACAAAAGGAAAGAGAGCGAAGGACUAAACCAAGCUAAGAGCUAAGCAAAUCAAAUUGUGUUUUGGGCAGACUUUGGCAGAUGCGUAUAAAGUAAAUCUACAUAACAUAUCAGGGCGUAUACGCAAUAUUCCCAAGACAGCUCAAGAAAGCGUGAAAGUAAAGCGAAAGCGAAUUGCUCAGAGCUCGAUACUGCCCAAAACAUUUGCCUUAGCAAUUUUCUUGUUGUUUUCUUAUAAAUUCGGUGUUUUUUUUUUU